AUGGGAGAUGGACAAAAUCAGAUGACGGCGGCUACUGCUACUCCGCAGGCGCCGAGCCUCGAGAGCUUUCCUAAUGAGAUCAAACUCCACAUACUGUCGUUCCUCGAAGCACCGCAUAUUACGAAUUUGCAACUGGUAUCCCGCGCUUUUAGAGACCUUGCACGAGACAAUAGCUUUUGGCGUUCACGAUGCCUGCAACAAUCCUCGUUUCUCGAAAGCCUCGAACGACGACGGGCCUUUGGCCGGCUAGCUACCCAGGGGCUCGGCGAAACAUUUCAUAUGCAGCAUGAUGGAAGCGCAACGGGGACGAUCUGGCAAGAUGCGUAUCCCUCUCCCGAUAGCAGCAGCACCAACACUCCUGGCAGUGGAAGCUGGGCGACACUGACAACGCCAACAAUCCUAAAGAGCUUUCGUGCGUCCAGCAAGAAGGAACAAAUGCGGAUCAUGGCGAACUGGGAUCCUUGCUUUCCUACCGAGAGGGUUUCCUGGUAUGAGGAGUACAUUCAGCGUCAUGCGCCUGUUGCCAUCAAUUGGCUUCCGCUGCCCCAUGCCCGUGGCGCCAAGUCCGAAUAUGUUGAAGCAAGAGGUGUUGCCCUAUACCGACCUGACAGUCCCCGUAUUGAACAGGGCUUCGAGGGGGGAGCGCGGUCAGCUGCUGAUGAAACACUCCUAGCUGUCUCGCCGUUAGACGAUGGUAGUGUCUGUAUCUGGGACGUCAACGGGACAAGAGGUCGAAAGGGUGCGAUUUUGGCCACGAGCGCGCCCGGACUUCUUCUCAUAAACGGGCCAGGAGCAGAUAACAGCAAGCGGUCGCAACGGGUGGACUCGGGCGUUACAGAAUGUGUCAGCGUUGACAGCAGCCUUCAUCGGGCCUUUUUCGCAGUUCAGAAUCACAUUAUCGAAGUUGAUUUGCAAAGACUCUCGGUUGUUGAUUUCGAAUCGUUCCCUUGGUCCAUUACAGCUUUAUCUUCGGCAGAUCCUAGGGUACCACUCACCGUUGGAACAAAUCUGGAACUCCACCUGCACGAUUAUCGUUCUCGGCGACGGUUUCGAAAUGCUCCCGAAGACGACCAGGUCGACUUCAACCUUACCGACGCCCAGGCGAGGUACGAACGUGGGAUCAGGAACAUCUUCAGCGAUGAGCCGGCUGGCUCCUGGACGUCACUCGCACAACCGGGGCCAUUGAGUAUCCUACAUGUCCCGCGACCGGGCCAACAAGCAGAGUUGUCAGACGAUAUAUACGUUGCUGGUCGGUUCUCCCACAUCCUACAUUAUGACAGACGUAAUCUGUCAAGAAUCAGAGGAUCGAUCAACUCGAAAGCAAGGCUAUGCAGCAUGACAUCUCUCCCAUUCCCCUUCUCUAAGCGACACAGCGAACUCCGACGGAAAGGAGAGCUCACACUGGAGGAAGUCGAGGCAUCGAAGAGUGUCCAAGGCGGCAGGACUUUGAUCGCCGGUGGAGACUACAACAUGAAGGGAUCCCUAGAGAUUUAUGGCCUAGCGCCACCAGACUCUGAUAAAACUUUGAUGGGAGACUUGGAUGACUUUGCGUACCAGAACCGGCAGUCAGCGUCAGGGUCAAAGGUUCUUUCGGUUGCUAACCAUGGUACCCGAGUUGUGUUCUCGGACGGAUCCGGUUACAUAAAAUGGUUCGAAAGGGACUGCUUCACCGAGGUCCGCCGGUGUAGGAUCGGGCACAGCGAACAGGCACAGGGGCCUUCUAUCUUCGCUUCAAUGCCGGGCUCCUCGGACAUAGCCAGAAAACUACUCCCAACACGGGCAGGCGAAGCCAAGGAUAAGAUUAACGACAAUGACCUGCUGUUUUGGACGGGUGAGAGGUUGGGAUUGUUGAACUUCAGUGCGCGCCCGGGGUUUACGGUUGAGGAGUUCGAGGAGGAAGUUGAGGCUGUCAAUAACGAGACGCGGGCACAAGAGCGGGAGGAGAGAGAUUACACUGAAACAAUGCGUCGCGCAUUGCAGAGACAUGCUGACGACGUCAUGUUUACCAGGCACUUCGGCCUCGGUAACGGUUCCUUGCGCUGA
This is a messenger RNA of Sordaria macrospora k-hell, 2043 nucleotides long. RefSeq lists its product as uncharacterized. NCBI's taxonomy places the organism in Eukaryota, Fungi, Ascomycota, Sordariomycetes, Sordariales, Sordariaceae. Gene Ontology annotation, biological process: protein polyubiquitination. Gene Ontology annotation, molecular function: protein binding. The record is from RefSeq and is a predicted model, not a curated record.